AAUAAUGAAGAACCAAAAGGAGCUCCAUGAUUUCAUACAUACCACCUUCAUAGAAUAUCUCCAAGACGUUGAUGAAUAUAACGAGAGGAAUUUUAUUGAAUCAUUUCUUAUUCGGCAAAGACAGGAGAAUAUGAAGAUGACAAAAGAUGGUUAUUUCCAUAAUGAAAACCUUAAAUCCCUUGCACUUGAUUUAUUUGUUGCUGGUACAGAAACGACAACAAGCACUCUGCACUGGGCCAUAAUCCUAAUGAUGAAGUAUCCAGAAAUUCAAAAGCAUCAAGCAGAUCACAUUCGAAUAUGAGCCAAGACUGAAGAGACUGUUCCAUUAAGAAUAAUGUAUUCCAACCAUGAUAUGACCUUGACUCAUCUCUAUGUGCUGCACCCAACAUCUCAUUCUUUGAGGGUGAAGGUUUGUUCUCCAAGCUUGUGGAUUGGUUUCCAAACGUUUCAUUGCCAG
This is a messenger RNA of Crotalus tigris (Tiger rattlesnake), 457 nucleotides long. Its product is annotated as cytochrome P450 2B9-like. Gene Ontology annotation, biological process: xenobiotic metabolic process. Gene Ontology annotation, molecular function: iron ion binding; oxidoreductase activity, acting on paired donors, with incorporation or reduction of molecular oxygen, reduced flavin or flavoprotein as one donor, and incorporation of one atom of oxygen; heme binding. The record is from RefSeq and is a predicted model, not a curated record. Lineage: Eukaryota; Metazoa; Chordata; Lepidosauria; Squamata; Viperidae. The transcript has 3 exons. Gene Ontology annotation, cellular component: intracellular membrane-bounded organelle; cytoplasm. The coding region runs from base 5 to 301 and encodes 98 amino acids.